AUGGGCAGUUCCUCCAUUUUCUUCCUAUGUAGUGUUCUAUCUUCUUUCCUCCUAUAUGUCAUCAUGGCGCAACCACUUUCGACCGAUUCCCGAUGGGUCGUAAAUGAAUCCGGCCAGCGCGUGAAGUUGGCGUGCGUAAAUUGGGUAUCGCAUCUCGAUGUGGUGGUGGCUGAAGGGCUAACCAAGCAGCCAGUGGAUGUGAUUUCGAAAGGGAUUUUGGAUAUGGGAUUCAACUGUGUUAGGCUAACUUGGCCACUUUUUUUGUUCACUAAUGACACUUUAGCCUCAAUCACUGUAAGACAGUCUUUCAAUAACCUCCGUUUGGUCGAAUCCAUCGCAGGUUUACAGGCAAAUAAUCCCUCCAUUAUUGAUCUUUCGCUUAUCAGUGCUUACCAGGCAGUGGUGGCCAGUCUUGCAAAUAACAAUGUGAUGAUAAUAUUAGACAAUCACAUAAGCAGGCCAGGUUGGUGUUGCAGCAAUUUUGAUGGAAAUGGCUUCUUUGGGGAUCAAUAUUUCAAUCCUGACAUAUGGAUAAAUGGCCUAACCAAGGUAGCCACAAUGUUUGAGGAGACCAACAAUGUAGUAGCCAUGAGCUUGAGAAAUGAACUCCGAGGCCAAAAACAGAAUGUAAAUGAUUGGUACAGGUAUAUGCAAAAAGGUGCUGAAGCAGUGCAUGCAGCAAAUCCUAAUAUUCUUGUCAUACUAUCCGGAUUGAAUUACGAUACAGAUCUCUCUUUUACCCUCAACAAGCCCGUACAACUAACCUUCACUAACAAGCUAGUUUUCGAGGUGCAUUGGUACAGUUUCUCCAAUGGAAAGGCGUGGGAAACAUCCAAUCCAAACCUUGUUUGUGGGCAAGUUUUGGGUAACCUAAUGAGGAAUGCAGGGUUUGUAUUGGACCAAGGAUACCCGUUGUUUGUGAGUGAGUUUGGAGUGGAUAUGAGGGGCACUAAUGUCAAUGACAAUAGGUAUUUCAAUUGCUUCAUGGGAUGGGCAGCUGAAUAUGACUUGGAUUGGGCAUUGUGGACACUAGUUGGGAGUUAUUAUUUUACAGAAGGGGUUGUGGGAAGGAAUGAAUAUUAUGGGGUUUUAAAUUGGAAUUGGUGUGAUAUUAGAAACUCGAGCUUCCUGCAAAGAAUUUCUGCUCUGCAAUCUCCUUUUCGAGGGCCAGGUUACGACGAAAUUCAUCCCCAUAAAUUAAUUUACCAUCCAAUGACUGGUCUCUGUAUUAAAAGGAAAUCAAUUUAUGAACACUUUGUUUUAGGUCCAUGCUCUGAGGCUGAAGCAUGGACGUAUACGCCCCAGAACACACUAACAAUUAUGGGCACAUAUUUCUGUCUGCAAGCAGAGGAAUUGGGGCUACCGGCAAAACUUGGUGUAAUCUGCAGUUGCUCGAGUUCAGAAUGGGAAACUAUCUCAGAUUCUAAAAUGCACCUCUCUUCUAAACUAGCAGAUGGCAGUGAUGUCUGUUUGGACAUCAACUCAAACAAUGUUGUUGUUACGAAUGCUUGUAAAUGCUUGGAUAGAAACAGUACCUGCGACCCGGGAAGCCAGUGGUUCAAGAUCAUAGACAGCACCAGGUGUAUAUCUGCUACAAAAUCCUCUGUCAGGAUCAACUCAAUCUUCAGUUUCAUGGCAAAGAAUCUGUUAGCAGGCUUUAGCAGGAAGCAUGAUACAUAG
This is a messenger RNA of Fraxinus pennsylvanica, 1680 nucleotides long. The record is from the annotation of a GenBank genome assembly. NCBI's taxonomy places the organism in Eukaryota, Viridiplantae, Streptophyta, Magnoliopsida, Lamiales, Oleaceae.